ACUGAAGGGAGCUUGACCUCCUUGUCAUCAUAGGCGCUGUAGCUGUUGUCAACUGUAACUAAGUCAUAUGAUAAAUAUGAUAGUUAUAAUAUGAAUUAUGCGAUUGCUUCAUUCGACCGUAUUCUAUUUAGACAGUUGCAAUAGAUUUGCUGGAGUUUUAAAAUGUCGGUAAAUCGCUGCAUUUAUUUGUUGUCGCGCUCCCACAUCCGAUACCGAAUAUGUGCUAGCGCUACCUCGUCAACUGUUGAGAUAUUAAAUAACGCUUCUAUACAUCCUACAAGAACGACAUGUGAAAACUUGGCACUGGUGAGGAGGCAUUCGUCUUCGAACAGCUCAUCGAGAUCACUAGACACCUCACUGUUUGUACCUCUCCCCAUCAAAGGUGAUGAGGGAAGAGACGGGGAAGUCGGCGCAGAGUUAACGAAACCCCUCGACAAAAGUGAACUUCUUAAAGUACUAAAUAGAUUCUACAAAAGAAAAGAAAUGCAAAAGCUGGCUGCUGACCAAGGACUUGAUGCCCGUCUCUUUCAUCAAGCUUUUGUCAGCUUUAGAAAAUAUGUGUUGGAAAUUAACACAAUAAGUGCUGACUUGCACAUCAUUUUUAAUGACAUCAUCUGUGGAGCUGGGCACAUAGAUGAUAUUUUUCCAUACUUCAUGAGACACGCCAAACAGAUAUUUCCCAUGUUGGACUGUAUGGAUGAUUUGCGAAAGAUCAGUGACUUGCGGGUCCCUGCUAACUGGUAUCCCGAGGCCAGAGCUAUUCAAAGAAAGAUUAUUUUUCAUGCCGGACCCACAAACAGUGGCAAGACCUAUCAUGCCAUUCAGAGAUACCUAGCAGCCAAAUCUGGAGUUUACUGUGGACCUCUAAAGCUGCUGGCCCAUGAAAUUUAUGAGAAGAGUAAUGAUGCAGGGGUGCCAUGUGAUCUGGUGACAGGAGAGGAGAGAAUAUUUGUUGAUCAAGAAGGAAGGCAAUCUGACCACAUCGCCUGUACAAUAGAGAUGUGCAGUGUUACAACUCCAUAUGAAGUGGCUGUCAUUGAUGAGAUACAGAUGAUCAGAGAUCCUUCCAGAGGGUGGGCGUGGACGAGAGCUCUGCUUGGCUUGUGUGCUGAGGAGAUUCAUGUGUGUGGAGAGGCUGCAACCAUUGACUUUAUCACUGAACUCAUGUUUACCACUGGUGAAGAGGUUGAGGUUCAUAAUUAUAAGAGGCUCACUCCAUUCUCGAUCUCAAAUCAAGCAGUGGAGUCACUGGAUAACCUGAAGCCUGGAGACUGCAUUGUAUGCUUCAGCAAAAAUGACAUCUACUCCAUCAGCAGGCAGAUAGAAAUCCGUGGCCUGGAGUGUGCUGUUAUUUAUGGAAGUCUGCCUCCUGGCACUAAGUUGGCUCAGGCAAAGAAGUUUAAUGAUCCAGAUGACCCUUGCAAAAUCCUUGUUGCCACCGAUGCAAUUGGAAUGGGACUGAACUUGAGCAUUAGGAGAAUCAUUUUCAAUUCUUUGGUAAAACCAAAUGUGAAUGAAAAGGGGGAGAAGGAGCUGGAUACUAUUUCCACCUCACAGGCGCUACAGAUCGCUGGGCGAGCAGGACGCUUCAGCUCUGUUUUUAAGGAGGGUGAGGUCACUACAAUGCAAAGGGACGACUUGCCUGUUUUAAAGGAGAUCUUGGGGAAGCCUGUUGACCCUAUUGAGGUAGCAGGAUUACACCCUACAGCAGAACAGAUAGAGAUGUUUGCCUACCAUCUGCCCCAGGCCACUCUCUCAAAUCUCAUCGAUAUAUUUGUGAGCCUUUCACAAGUGGAUGGACUUUACUUUGUGUGCAACAUCGAUGACUUUAAAUUCUUGGCCGAUAUGAUUCAGCAUAUUCCUCUGAAUCUGCGCUCUCGCUAUGUCUUCUGCACUGCCCCCAUCAACAAGAAACAGCCCUUUGUGUGCACAUCUUUCCUCAAGUAUGCCAGACAGUUUAGCAGAGACGAGCCACUGACAUUUGACUGGGUGUGUCGACAUGUGAAUUGGCCCAUGACUCCUCCCAAAAACAUCAAGGACCUUGUUCACCUAGAAGCUGUUCAUGAUGUGCUUGAUCUUUAUCUUUGGCUCAGCUAUCGCUUCAUGGACAUGUUUCCAGAUGCUAACCUCAUCCGUGAGAUUCAAAAGGAACUAGACAGCAUGAUCCAAAUUGGUGUGCGUAACAUCACUCGACUUAUUCGUGCCACAGAGAACCAGGGCACCUCUACAGAGCUCACCACUGCCUCCACAAGACUUCCUGGAUCGGACCUGCCACCACUCAGGAGGGGGCGACAGUCUAAGGUUCAGAAUCAAAAAGAAGAGCUCAUGGUAACAGACUCAUCGCUGGGCUCAAGGCUGGUACGGGAUGGACUGCUGACCAAGGAGCUCUUAAACCAACUGCAGAGAGAGUGGGUCAGAGAACAGAGCCAAAAUGGAGACUCCUCAGUUUUAGCCAAUAAGAUCAAAGGGAAAAGAAAGAAAAAAUGAACUAUUUUAUUGUGACUUUUCAGUACUUUGGGAUGAUCCAUCCCGUUGAUCAAGACGGCAGCAUGGAUGUAUUUCUGUGCAUUGCAAAUGUUCUGAGCUGAAUAGGGAGUGAUUGGCAUAUAUCUUGUUGGAAGUGUAAAAAGAGCACUACACUUUUAUCCAGCCAAAUAAAAUUGAUAUUUUUAAUGCUCUCCA
Molecule: messenger RNA, 2682 nt
Organism: Paramisgurnus dabryanus
Lineage: Eukaryota; Metazoa; Chordata; Actinopteri; Cypriniformes; Cobitidae
Gene: supv3l1
Product: SUV3-like helicase
Biological process (GO): mitochondrial RNA 3'-end processing
Cellular component (GO): mitochondrial degradosome
Molecular function (GO): ATP binding; RNA helicase activity; hydrolase activity, acting on acid anhydrides
Source: RefSeq, a predicted model, not a curated record